AAUGAGCUCGCAAAAAUUUACCGGCGUUUGGCUAUGCAGUAUCAUCCGGACAGAGUGCAAGAUAAGAAAGUUGACUUUUUUCAGGAAAAAAAGGCUUAUGCUGAAGAAUUGUUCCGUAAAGUUGCUACUGCAUAUGAAGUGUUAAAAGACGAUGAAACUCGAAAUGAUUACAAUUAUUAUUUGGAUCAUCCCGAAGAACGAAUGUAUAAUUACUACCAAUAUUAUAGGAGAAGAGUUUCACCUAAAGUUGACGUCCGCAUCGUUAUUGUUGCCACCAUUGUCAUUAUUUCAAUAAUUCAGUUUCUGAGUGCUCGGCACAAAUAUCAAGAAGCAUUGGAAUACGCCGUUAAGCAAGAAAAGUACAGGAAUCGUGCUCGAGAAAUCGCUUAUGAAAGAGGAAUAGUCUUAAAUGACCGAACUAUAAAAGAUAAAAAGUGGAGAAAGGAAAAUGAGGAGCAAAUAAUUCGAAAAAUUAUUGAGGAAAAUAUGGAUAUAAGAGGAGGAUAUUCGAAACCUUCAGUUUUUGACACACUUUUUUGGACCAUUCUGGUAUCUCCUAUCACGUUUUGCAAGUAUAUAAUUUGGAAUUGUGAAUGGAUUAUUAAAUAUUGGAUAAAGAAAGAGGAUUACGAUAUAGAAGCGAAAUUCUAUCUCAUUCGAAAGUAUAUGGGAAUUUCAGAAGAGCAAUUUAACUGUUUGGAGGAUGAAGAAAGAUUAUGCUUUCUUGAUGCAGAAUUAUGGGUAAAAGCCAAAUUCGACGAAUGGAAAAUGGUUAAAGAAGAAGAACAGAAACAAAAACUCGCUGCCUCUGGUCGUUACAAACGUUAUAGAAGGUAUAUGAGGAAUCAAGCUGGUAGUACCAUUAGUUUUGUUGAUGAAUAA
This is a messenger RNA of Dracunculus medinensis (Guinea worm), 882 nucleotides long. Lineage: Eukaryota; Metazoa; Nematoda; Chromadorea; Rhabditida; Dracunculidae. The record is from the annotation of a GenBank genome assembly.